AUGAAUGCCACAUUUGCCAACCUCCAGCGCGAGCUGCCCUCGUCGGCGCUCGCCUUCAUUGACAACGCCGUCUCGUCCUUUCACAAGAUUCCCGGCUCCGCCAUCUUCUUGCGCUACAUCCGCUCCUCUUACCAAAACGAUCCCGUGCGCAGCGCCGUCGAGCUAUUCCUCGUCAUCUUCGCCGUGCGCUWCUUGCUGGCGCCAUCAUACAGCACCAAGAAGACGAAGAAUGUGCCGUUGACGGAAGAUGAGAUCGACGAACUGGUGGAGGACUGGACACCCGAGCCUCUGGYCAGCGAGGAGACAGACUUUGAGCGAUUGGAAAAUGAGAAACGGCCGGUGAUUGUUGGUCCCGCGGGUCCCAAGACGAAGCUGCAGAAUGGCCGCACAGUCACCAACCUCGCAUCCUACAACCACUACAACUUUGCCGCGAAUGCGGAGCUCACAGCCAAGGCCAUCAACACCGUUCGCACAUAUGGCGUCGGUCCCUGUUCUCCCCCCGGAUUCUACGGCACUCAAGACGUACACAUGAAGAGCGAGGCGGAUAUUGCGGCCCAUCUGGGUGUGGCAGCGUGCAUCAUCUAUGCACAAUCCUUCUCCACCAUCAGCUCCGUCAUCCCAGCCUUUAGCAAGCGUGGCGACAUCAUCGUGGCCGACAAGGCCGUCAACUAUCCCAUCCGUAAAGGUCUUCAAAUCUCACGAAGUACAGUACGCUGGUUCGAGCACAACGACAUGGAGGAUUUGGAACGCGUACUGGCAAAGGUGGUCAAGGAGGGUCAAGGCAAGCAGUUGACUAGGAGAUUCAUCGUGACUGAGGGGCUUUUCGAAAAUGUGGGAGACGUUGUGAAUCUACCCAAGCUGAUUGAGUUGAAGAUGAAGUACAAGUUUCGUCUGAUCCUCGAUGAGACAUGGUCAUAUGGUGUAUUGGGACGCUCUGGAAAGGGAGUUACUGAGCAUCAAAAUGUCGAUCCUACUCACAUCGACAUGAUCAUUGGUGGACUCGCUGGAUGUUUGUCCUCGGGAGGCGGUUUCUGCGCUGGUACGUCAGAAAUCGUCGAGCACCAGCGUCUGUCGGCAUCGGCGUAUACCUUCUCUGCUGCUCUCCCCGCGCUUUUGGCCACGACUGCCUCCGAAACUGUCACGAUCCUUCAAGAGGAGCCUGCCAUCAUUCAAACACUGCGGGAAAACAUCAAAGUCAUGAGAACACAACUAGAUCCGAGAAGCGACUGGAUUCGUUGUUCCAGCGCGCCUGAGAACCCGAUUAUGCUGCUCGUGUUGAAGGACCAAGUCUUGAAAGACAGAGGUUUCACGCGGGCUGAGCAGGAGRGCGUUCUGCAGGAUUGUGUUGACGAGUGUCUAACCAACUCGGUGAUGAUCACUCGUCUUAAGUGUCCUCCCCUCGCUCUCGGCUCUACACCUCGAGACAUCGAGGUCGAGUGGCAACCGAGACCUGCUUUGAAGGUUUGCGUUACAACAGGUCUGUCGAAGAAGGAGACAGAAAAGGCCGGAAUCGUCAUCCGGCAUGCGAUUACAACUGUGCUAAAGUCGAAGAAGUGGCAGCGUAGCCUUUGA
Ramularia collo-cygni is the source of this 1572-nucleotide messenger RNA. RefSeq names its product probable serine palmitoyl CoA transferase subunit LcbA. Gene Ontology annotation, cellular component: endoplasmic reticulum. Gene Ontology annotation, molecular function: serine C-palmitoyltransferase activity; pyridoxal phosphate binding. The coding region runs from base 1 to 1572 and encodes 523 amino acids. The record is from RefSeq and is a predicted model, not a curated record. The transcript is spliced from 2 exons. Gene Ontology annotation, biological process: sphingosine biosynthetic process; ceramide biosynthetic process. NCBI's taxonomy places the organism in Eukaryota, Fungi, Ascomycota, Dothideomycetes, Mycosphaerellales, Mycosphaerellaceae.